AUGCAAUUGUUCAUACAUUCUCGAAACUUUAUCAUGAAUUAUCAAGCAGAAAAAGUACAAUUCAUCGAUACAUCACCAGGAAACACAAUUGUACAGACUACUAAAGCAUUAGCAGCACCUGCCGAAGUCAGUCGAACACGAAAACGUUUAAUCCUUUUAAUAACUAUUAGUCUGGUAUUUAAUACACUGUUUUUUAUACAACAAGUUUAUCGAGUUUCUACACAAUACGCAAACGGGACAAAUAGUGCAGUAAUACUUAUACCAGCGAUACUGUGUUUGCUUUACAAUUGUUUUGGAUUGGUGGUAACAUAUAAAUAUCAUCAAACCGGAAUUCUUAUUUUUGCUUGGCUUGGUGUGAUUAAUUUUAUAAUAUUAUGUGCUAUUGUGUUAAAAUUUCAAUAUGCAUUUAAAUUAGUUCGACUUAUUAAGAAUCCAACAGCAUUUGAAACUGGUCUCUUUUAA
Didymodactylos carnosus is the source of this 462-nucleotide messenger RNA. Lineage: Eukaryota; Metazoa; Rotifera; Eurotatoria; Philodinida; Philodinidae. The record is from the annotation of a GenBank genome assembly.